Messenger RNA from Paramormyrops kingsleyae, 2046 nucleotides. Lineage: Eukaryota; Metazoa; Chordata; Actinopteri; Osteoglossiformes; Mormyridae. The record is from RefSeq and is a predicted model, not a curated record.
UUUAAAUUAAGCCAUAUUAAUUGGAUCUAUGUGUGUCUGCUUUUUCAGGAGUCUGUGGGGCAACCUCUGUAUUUGUUGGUGUCAGCACUGGUUGAGAAAACCUUGAAAGGUCCGGUGGACUGCGUGACAGGGAAGGCUUUGUACACACUCAAUGAAGACUGGUUGCUCUGGCUGUCCGAGGACUUCCAAACCUUGAAACUGAAGGUGUCAUUUUCAGUGGGCUCCGGAGAGGAAUCUGAGUGUCUGGAGGUGAGUGCGCUGGACUGCGACACUGUGGAACAGGUCAAGGAGAAGAUCCUUGCAGCAUUCAAGAGCAAGUUUGGCUUCCCUUACUACAAGCAGCUGGUAGAGAUUGACAUUUAUUACGAGAAAGAUGGUUCCACCGUCUUGCUCCUGGAAGUGGACAGCGCGUCGAAGGUCGUGGGUGAGAUGACAUUGCUCAACACGCUGAAGCAUUACAAGGUUCCUGAUGGUGCUUUGAUUAAGGUCACAACUGUGAAGAACCGGGCCCCUCUCACCGCACAAGCCAGUGUGAAGGACGAUCAGAACUUCACAACAAAGUACUGCCAUUUGAUCGACCCCGACAUUGACACAAGCCAAAGGAAAAACCCAGAAAGGAAGAAACUCAAGCUCAAAGAAAUCAACUUAACAAAACUGCUUUCCACAAAGGUUGCAGUGCACUCGUUUGUUGAAAACCUUUUUAGAACCAUAUGGGGGACGGCGAACAACAAGGUUUCACCAGCCAUAAAAUUCUUCUUCGACUUUCUGGACUCUGAAGUGGAAAGAAAAAAAAUCACAGACCCGGACGUGCCACACAUCUGGAAGACCAACAGCCUGCCCCUGCGCUUCUGGGUGAACAUUCUUAAAAACCCCCAGUUCGUGUUUGACAUUGACAAGACGCCGCUGCUCGACGGCUGCCUCUCCGUAAUCGCUCAGACCUUUAUGGAUUCCUUCUCCUUGCUUGACCAACAGCUGGGAAAGUACGCACCCACCAACAAGCUCCUCUACGUGAAGGACAUCCCCCAGUACAAGCAGGAGGUGAAGACCUUCUACAAACUGGUGAAAGACUUGCCACAGAUUACAGAACAGGAAUUCAGGGAAUUCCUGAAUGAGACCGCAAAGAAACAUGAAAACGAGUUCAACGAAUCAGCUGCAGUCCGCGACCUCUAUAAAUAUGUCAAGCGUUACUUCCGUGAGAUCCAGGACUAUCUGGAGCAGAACAAUACCCCCAGUGGCCUACUGGUGCAGCUAGAAGAAGUCAGGAACCAGUUUGAAAACAUGAGGAACUUAUCCUGGGAGUGAGAGGCUCGCCAGCGGCCGGGCCGGCAGCUUGUGGCUCACGACCGCCAGGGCCACUUCCAUUCAGAGCACGAAGACACCAUGAACAGCGGACACAUGCACUAACGGGUCACCAUUAGCUGUGUUUUGUGACAAGCCAAGAAAAGCAGCUUGGUGGUGGUGCCUCGUGCCCUCGCAGGUCGCUGUCACCCUGGCACAGCGAGAGCUGUCUCCCACCCAGCAUGAAGCAGAGACUCAGCUACCCGACUCGGCAAGAUGUGUGUCCAACCACACGCAGACCAGAGCACUAAACACAUGACCUGCUGUUCCCCCCGAAUCACACGACCCUUGUCCCACUGAUAGCAGUCUGUAUUAAAUAUUUGCAUAAAUUUGUGUAUUGCCAAGUUCAGAUUCGUUGGUGGAAAAGCCCGGGCAUUUUGGAUUCCUCUGAAGUUACCCAUCCCCACCAGCACGUCACAUGGAAAGGAACCGGCUAGUAUCUGUUCCUCUUUUCGGGCGAGAGUCUGUACAACAUAUGUAGCUUAUUCUAAUGUCUCUACAUUUACCGUGUUGUUUAUUUUGGUUUUCCUCAUUUGCAAAAACAUUAUAUCUUACACAGAUAGACAUGCUGCACAGAAUGACAGGGCACAGCGUUUAGACGCAGUCUGAAGCAAUUAAGACAGACAAUCCCUGGUAAAAAUUCAGCACAAUUUAAUGCCUGCAUGUAAAGUACCAAAAGAAAACAGGGCAUAAAUUAAAGUCAGGUAA